Molecule: messenger RNA, 2771 nt
Organism: Hippoglossus stenolepis (Pacific halibut)
Lineage: Eukaryota; Metazoa; Chordata; Actinopteri; Pleuronectiformes; Pleuronectidae
Gene: tcf7l1a
Product: transcription factor 7 like 1a
Exons: 12
Coding region: 732-2453 (573 amino acids)
Biological process (GO): canonical Wnt signaling pathway; regulation of transcription by RNA polymerase II
Cellular component (GO): beta-catenin-TCF complex; catenin-TCF7L2 complex
Molecular function (GO): DNA-binding transcription factor activity, RNA polymerase II-specific; RNA polymerase II cis-regulatory region sequence-specific DNA binding
Source: RefSeq, a predicted model, not a curated record
GAUCAGUUCCCUCCCCGGUCCACUGAGGGCGCUGCUGCCCGCUCACACUGAUCCAGGGUCGGUAAAGAUCCCCGGUGCUCCCCGCGCUCUGUGCCCGACUCUCCGCUGCUUCCAGUCGGCUCCGCAGGGACCGAGCAGUCGGUGCGUGUUCCCCAGCCGCAGGAUUCGAGCCUCCCCGCCCCGCCACGAGCAGCCGUUCACCGGGGGACCGUUGGGAUUAUGCCCGUUUCCGACCGGAGGGACGAUGUAGGGAUUCAGCCGAGAAGCGGCCUCGACUUUUUCCAGCGGAGAAACUGCGGAGAAGAAGGAAACUUUUCCCUCGGAGCCGGAGGACGGAGCUCGGUUUGUGUCCCCGGCCCCAGCGGGUUAUGAGCGGCUCCACCGGCCCGGGCUCGACCGUGUGGAAGUUUGAAUGAUUAAAACGUUGUUCCGGAGGAAACCGCAGAACGAGGAGAUAUUUCACUCCUCAGGAAUUCCGACGCCACAAAGUGAGCGGAGGACGCAGCAGGUAGCUAGCUAGCUCGUUAGCCACUUUCUGUUUUUAUUCCAUUUCUACCGUAACUCCGGUGAUACGCACCGAUCGGCCCGAGCGGAGCCCCGGGGGGACGCGCCUGUCCGAGCCGCCGGCAGCUGGAGGUCUCCGGGCGGGUUCCCGGGGCUUGCUGGUUGUUUCACAAAGUGUAAGUUGGCUCUAACAAGUGAACCUGUUAGCCUGCAGCUAACGUCCCGACAUGCCGCAGCUAACCGGGGGAGACGACCUGGGGGCGAGCGACGAGCUGAUCCCGUUUAAAGACGAGGGGGAGCAGGAGGAGAAGAGGAACGUGUCCUCGGGACGAGACCUGGACGAUGUCAAGUCCUCCCUGGUCAACGAGUCCGAGACCAACAGCAGCUCCGACUCCGAGGCAGACAGACGGCCCCAGCUUCGCCAUGAUCUGGAGAACAGGCUGAGACAUAAUCAGCUGUUUGAAGAUGCGCUGAGGAGGCAGCAGGACGGAGGUCUCUUCCAGCCCUCGCCGUAUGUUGGAUAUCCCUUCUUCAUGAUCCCAGACCUUGGGAACCUCUGCAGUCCCUACCUCGCCAACGCAGGCCUCCCGACCAGCGCCCGGACGUACCUGCCAUUUCAGUGGCCUCUGCUGGACGUCCCCGGAAGAGCAACCAUCAGAGACUCUGCUACUCCUACACAACUGUCUAACAGUGUACCUGUAGUGCAGCACCCCCACAUGACCCACCUCCACCCGCUGCUGUCCUACAGUCCAGAGGCCUUCUCCCCUCAGAGGGCCUCACCCGGCUUCUCUCCUGACGCAGGUGUGUCGAGGUCGCCUCACUCUGCCUGUUACCCCGUCUCUCCUGGAGCCAUGACUCCGAUCCCUCACCUGUUUGAUUGGCUGCAGCGACAGCCCAUGUAUCCCAUCGGAGGAGGCUUCACACCUGCUGCUCUGUCCAGCCUGGUGUCGAGUGGUUUCUCUCCACGCUUGGUGGCGAACCCCCAGUCGUCCAUCCCCCACCCUGCCAUCGUCCCCACGGGGGCGGAGCAGGAGCCUGGAUGCAGCAGCCAGCCCAGAAAGUCGAUGCCUGAAGCUCAACAGGAGAAAGAAGACGAGAAGAAGCCUCACAUCAAAAAACCACUGAACGCCUUCAUGCUGUACAUGAGGGAGGAGAGACCCAAGGUGGUCGCUCAGUGCAACGUGAAGGAGAGCGCCACCAUCAACCAGAUACUGGGACAGCGGUGGCACUCGCUGUCGAAAGAGGAGCAGAGUAAAUUUUAUGAACUGGCUCGUCAAGAGCGCCUCCUCCACUCGAAGCUGUACCCCGGCUGGUCGGCCAGAGACAACUACGGUAAAAAGAAGAAGAGGAAGAGGACGAAGAGCGAGACGCAGUUUGAAGCUCCUGCAGCAGACGGCGAUUUCUCUCCUCAGCUGAAGAGACCUCGCGAGGAGACGCCCCACGCCCUGCUCCCCCACGCCCCCCCACAGACUGCGCACACACACACCCGCCCUCACACCAUCUCACACCUGACGCACACACACCUCUCCCAGGCCAGCCCCGCCUCCUCGCUGGACUCCCCGGCAACACCCACCACGGCGCUGGCCUCGCCCGCCGCUCCCGCCCCGACGCACACCGAGCACGCGCACUCCUCCUACAGCGGACACAUGUCGCCCUACGCGGAGCAGCUGCAGCCGCUGUCCCUCACCACCAAGCCCCACAGGUCCUCCCUUCCUCUGAGCCGCAACGCUGUCACUUCUGGACCCUCCACGCCGUCCUCCACCGCCUCCGACACCCCCACCCCCUCACCCCUCAUGGCUGCUUCCAGGAGUUCACCCCUUCCUCCCCCCCUGCACCCGCAGCCUUUCCUCGUCCCGCCUCCUACCUCCGCUCACCAAUCAGCAGCGAGCGCUCCCGGUGCCUUAACUCAGUCGCAGCCGUUCUCGCUCAGAAGAACCAAUCAGCUGUGAGGAGCUGCCUUCACUGUGUGACGCGUACAAGUGAUCUGUUCGUCUUCGGUUUUUUAAAACUUUUUUAUAGAUGUAUCACAUUUUAUAUUGUAAAGGACAAACAAUUGGUCAAUAUUUGACUCUAACUUCAUCAAACUGUAUUUUUUAGAAUCUCACUUUUUCUAAAGACUUUUUACGGACGUUAAGCUUGUUGUUAAACGAGGUGUGGUCACGAGGGUCUAACUGUUUAAAAACCUUUUUCACUUGGUAGUUGUGAGUGUUGCUUAACUUUCUGGUUCCUCCUCUGUGUUAAUAAAUAUUCACUGAGUUCUGACACGU